AUGACGCUUCCCGACCCAGCCUUGACGCUGACCAUCCCCAGCCUCCACGACGGAACGACGCUCGACUGCCGCCUCUACCACCCGGCCUCGCUCGCCGCCGCCAACCCGCGCUCCCCGCCGUGGCGGCGCCAUGCUGCCGUGGUGGCGCACCCGUACGCGCCCAUGGGCGGAUGCUACGAUGACGCCGUCGUCGAGGCCGUCGCCGCGCAGCUGUUGCGCGAGGGCUUCCUCGUCGGCACCUUUAACUUUCGAGGGGCCGGUCACUCGGCCGGGAGGACGUCGUGGACAGCCAAGCCCGAGCGAGACGACUAUGCCAGCUUUGUCGGCUUCGUGGUGCACUACGUCCACAACCUCGAUCCAUUCCGCCACGACAAUCACGAGUCUUCCCCCGAAACUUCCCAAGACGAAAAUGACGAGCAGCAAGAUGGGCGCCAAGUGGCUGCGCCUCUCGAACGCCCCCCCGUUUUACUCAUGUGCGGCUACUCGUACGGCGCCAUGGUGACGACGCAGCUCGGCCCGCUCGAUGCCCUGCUCGAGCCCCUCGUCGCCCCUGCCGCAGACUCGGACGCCGCCGAGAUCCGCCUGCGUGCAGAGCAUCUGGCCGAGCAGCAGAACUCGAUGCUGGGCGGUGUGCGCUCCGAGGCCACGGCUCAGCGGCGGCAGAGAAAGGAGCAGCGGCAACAGCCGCACUUGCGUAUCCCAACCAGCCCGAGCAGACUAUCUGGCGUCCGGGUCGGCGGCGACGAGGGCGUUGGCCUGCGAAGAAGCCACGAGAGCUUCGGACGGAGGAGCUUCUCGCUCGACGACGCCGAGGACAAGCUGAAAAGGGGGGUGCAUGAUCUCCUGGCGCUACGAAGGUCCAGGCAUGAGGGAGGUGGGCACCACAUCUUUCGCCGGCGGUCGGUGAGCGGCCACGCGCGUCCCAAGAGUGCUCCGAGCGACUCGUCGGCCUUGGGCGCACCGGAGACGGAGACGGUGGCCGACGGCACCGACUCCAGCCCUAUGCACGAACCGGCCGGCCUCGUGGUGCCACGGCCCGCGUACCUCCUUGUAUCGCCGCUGCAGGGCCUCGUGACGCACCUGGCCACCAUGUCGCUGAUGCCGUCCGCCCUGCACAGCCGGACACGUCAUCAGCAUGGACAAGACGCCGAGGCCGAGGCCGAUGAUGUAGCGCAAGAGGCCAAGCUGGUGCGCAACCCGACGCUGGCCGUGUUUGGCGACCGCGACGUGUUUGUGCCGGCCGGAAAGCUGCGGGCGUGGACGGCGCGGCUGGGGACGGCGCGCGGGUCGCUGUUUCGCGGCCUCGAGGUGCCGUCGGCCGGGCACUUUUGGGCCGAGGAGGGCGUCAUGGGGGAGAUGCGCGAGGCGGCCGGGCAGUUUGCCGGGGCGCUGCUCAGGGGUGAGUGA
Hirsutella rhossiliensis is the source of this 1407-nucleotide messenger RNA. Its product is annotated as prolyl oligopeptidase. Bases 1 to 1407 code for a protein of 468 amino acids. The transcript has 2 exons. Lineage: Eukaryota; Fungi; Ascomycota; Sordariomycetes; Hypocreales; Ophiocordycipitaceae. The record is from RefSeq and is a predicted model, not a curated record.